This is a messenger RNA of Aureobasidium subglaciale EXF-2481, 2150 nucleotides long. RefSeq lists its product as uncharacterized. Gene Ontology annotation, biological process: retrograde transport, endosome to Golgi. The transcript is spliced from 3 exons. Gene Ontology annotation, cellular component: membrane; Golgi apparatus. The coding region runs from base 83 to 1720 and encodes 545 amino acids. The record is from RefSeq and is a predicted model, not a curated record. NCBI's taxonomy places the organism in Eukaryota, Fungi, Ascomycota, Dothideomycetes, Dothideales, Saccotheciaceae.
CAGGGAAGACACAUUUUUCGCUUUGUGUUUACACUCAUCGACUCCAGAUUCUUUGGGAUCAACAAGUAAGAGCUAAGGGAGAAUGCGGUCGUGGUCGCAAUUAUGCACUGCUGUGCUACUCUCGUCGCUAGCACUAGGUGUUCAAGGCAAUGAAGUCAAGAUUGACCAGCAGGAGGUAAACCGACAACAAUGCUCAGGCAUGUUCAGCCGCAAGGGCUGGGGUGGAGCUGUAGACCCCUUCAUUCUCACCAAGUUUGUCAAGCCAGAAGACAUACCCGAAGACCAGGAUCCCGUCGUCUCGCUCGUUAUGUUCGAGUGGUCGGACCGUGACUACGUUGGAAAGCUCAUGGACGAUACGACUUCAGAUCGCGCCUAUAUCUGCGACGCUACCGCUAUCGAGGCCAAGUUCUGCAACGGCACGGAGGAGGGCGAAUUCAUUCUUUCCCAGGACUCGGGCAAAAGCAAGAGUUUGAUCAUUACUCAGGCCAUACAUCUCAAGAACCCACCUGCCAUCAACUAUCCUAUCAAGCGUACUGGCUAUUACUGCGUUGGUACAUAUGGCUACACAGCAGAAAACUACAACGGUGUGGUCGAGUUCCGAAACAGCUACGGUGAGCUGCCAGCUGCUCAAAUCGCAAAGCUGCCUUUCUACGGCGCUCUGACCCUUGUAUACGCUCUUGCGUCUGCAGGAUGGGCUUUCCUAUACUUCCAGAACCGCCACGACAUCCUGCCUGUCCAGAACUACAUAACAGCCAUUCUGGUCUUCCUGGUCGUCGAGAUAUUCAUGACUUGGCUCUUUUACGACUUCCAGAACAGACAUGGCCUCAGCACAGGAGCAAAAGCGCUGCUCAUCGUGGUCUCGGUCCUCUCCGCAGGCAGAAAUUCCUUCAGCUUCUUUUUGCUACUGAUUGUCUGCAUGGGCUACGGCGUUGUAAAGCCUAGUCUGGGCCGUACUAUGAUCUGGGUCCGCUGGCUGGCCAUUACUCAUUUCAUCUUCGGUGUUGUCUAUGUCAUUGCUUCGCUUUCUGUGACGCCUGAGAACGCUGGUCCCCUGGUCUUACUAGUAGUCCUGCCUCUCGCAGCCACAUUGACAGCCUUCUACAUCUGGACGCUUAAUUCGCUCAAUGCCACCAUGAAGGACUUGAUGGAGCGUAAGCAAACAAUCAAGGCAAUGAUGUAUCGUAAGCUCUGGUGGUGCAUCCUCGGCUCAAUCGUUGUCAUCUUCGUUUUCUUCUUUGUCAACAGCUGGACCUUUGCUGGUGUCAGCGAUGAGGACUUUGUGCCUACGCAUUGGUCUUCGCGCUGGUUUAUCUUGGAUGGUUGGCUCAAUCUGGUAUAUCUUGCCGACGUUGCAUUUAUUGCCUGGCUCUGGCGCCCGACAGCAAACAACCGCAGAUUCGCCAUGAGUGACGAGAUUGCUCAAGACGAUGAAGGCUUCGAGAUUGCAAGUAUGCGCUCGUCUCUUGAUUUCGAUGACCCGGACCUUGAAGGUGCACCCCCAGCAUACGACGCUCCUAGAAACAAUGCGUCUAGCUCAGCAGCCAAUCGUGAUGCAUCGCCUUUGCCGGCACCCAAGCCCACAAAGCCAGCGCCAUUGCCGAGAGAAUCUUUGGAUGGCGAAACGAUAUUCGCAGUUGGCGGAGAGGAUGAUGAUGACGAGAGGUGGAGUGAAGAUGAUAGCGAGAACGAGGGUAAACACCUGACAGGAAAGAAAGAUUAGAAUGGCUAGCGAGAUCUGAGUCUGCUCUUGCAAUGAUGGUUUUCGAAAAACAAGUGGCGGAUGUGCGAUAUUCAGUUUUACUCAUUGGGCGGCGUUAUUUUCAUGUCCAUCUCCCUUUCUGCGGAUGAAGAGAGUUGUGUUCUGGCCUUCAAGUUUCGCUUUCUCUUGCUGUGAUUCCGUAAGGUGAUUGUAUAUUCGAACGUUCCAGGAUCGUAUCUCAAGGCGUACUCUCGCAAUACUCUCCACACCAUCAAAACAUCACCAUGGAAGCCAACAUCUCUACGACUACUCUCUUACAAGCAAAGAACAAACCACGACGACGACUAUCGCAAGGCUCGCUGCAAACAAUCAGCUGAUAUGACGAGACAGCGUUAUCACAACGACCCAAAGUACAAGGCCCGAAAACUUCAAAGCAACACGCAAGAACAAC